AUGAUUGAUAAUCUAAGUUUUUUGCAAAUCAGAGGUGUUGCAGAUCCUUUGCCCACGAAGAGUUCUGCAUUAAUCUACAAGAGCAAUAAAUCACUUAACCAGCAACUACCAAGUGAAAAAGAAUCAAUAAUUACAAAAUGGUUAUCCUGGAUUAAUAAGGCCCAAUUAGGUGGUUAUUUCCUGGGUAUUUUGGGAUCUAUUAUGUGCAUUACUUCAACAGCCAAUGAACGUUGGAGAAUAUGGCAUGUAGAAAGUGAGGAUGGCCUAUAUCCUGGCGUGGUGUGGGUUGGAAUCUGGAGGGCCUGUUAUCUGCACAGCACUCAUCCAGAAAACAGAUACAUCCACUGUGAGGAAUUCACCGAAAACAUGUUGCUGCUGCCUAAAGAAAUAUUUUUGGCUCAAGAUCUGAUGACCUUGAGUUGCAUUGUAGGAGCUGUGGCCAUAACCAUCAUGAGCUUUGCUUUAGGGAUUAUUGUCAAAGACAUCGGACAAAAAAAAAAUUUGUUCACCUUGUUUAGUGUUGGAGGUCUGCUAAACUUUCUAGCAGGAAUCCUGGUCUUAAUUCCAAUUUUCUGGAAUCUGCAUUCCAUUUUGGAGAACAGAAAUGUUAAGUUUCCAGAGUCCUUCAAAAUGCCUACAAUUCCAAAGUACCAGGAGGUUGGUGCGGCUAUUUAUGUUGGCUAUAGUGCUAUCAUUUUAUUCCUGGCGAGUGGUGCUUUGAUUAUCUGUAACAGAAGUGUUUUGCAAGUACAUGCAACAAAUGAUGUUUCACCCUCAGCAGAUAUACCACUGACACCUCAAUUUAGCUCAAACUUUGGUUCCUCAGUGAUAAUUAAUGUAACAAACAGAGAUGAGCCUUUGUCCAGUGAGGAUGAGUUAUCAUCUUUAUAUUAUGUAGAUAUAAAUAAAGAUACAUCACACUCAAUUCAACCUCAACUGCUUGAUAACACUAAGAACAUCCCUGUUAUAUCAGUUACUUCAUGCCAGUAAGGACAAAUUGCUAAUGUUUGUCUAUUCUAUUGUAUCAUAUUUCCAGUAUUC
Molecule: messenger RNA, 1041 nt
Organism: Pseudonaja textilis
Lineage: Eukaryota; Metazoa; Chordata; Lepidosauria; Squamata; Elapidae
Product: claudin-4-like
Cellular component (GO): bicellular tight junction; membrane
Molecular function (GO): structural molecule activity
Source: RefSeq, a predicted model, not a curated record